UCGCAUCGUAGGACCAGCACUUAAGUCUGACAGAAGCUAAAUGCCGUACUGUCUCUUUCUCGCCAAGCCUUGAACACCUGACCUCGCGACAGCGUCUGCCUGAAGCUCAACCUCUUUACGCGUCUCAACGGCUGCUCUACAAAUGCAAUCCACCCAAUUAUCGUAAUCGCCAGCAUCAAAUAUGGCGAGCAAGGAAGCAAUCAUCUACAUCGUGGAUCUUGGGUCCACCACUGGUGACUGUCAUAAUGGCAGGACUAUCAGUGACCUCGACUAUGGAAUGGAUUAUGUAUGGGACAAGAUUGCAACGAUUAUGUCUGCAAACAGGGUUGGGCUCAGCGUCGGCGUCAUUGGCUUCAGAACAGACGAAACCGACAAUCCUCUCGAAGGCGACGGGGAGUACGAGAACAUAUGCGUGCUGAAGCCCUUAGGCACCAUGGACAUUCCAAGCCUCGAAAUCCUUCGGUCACAGAUACACAGUAGUUCUACCGACACGGGAGACGCUGUGUCCGCAGUGAUUCUUGCCAUUGAUCUCAUCGAAAAAUUUACUACCCUCAAGAGUGGAAAGCCUGCGAAGUCUGCUCGUAAGAUAGUUCUGGUUACAGACGGGCAGGGAGGAAUUGAUGAUGACAACAUUGAGUCAAUUGCCGAGAAACUCAAUGAGGUUGGGAUCGAACUUGUCGUACUGGGUAUCGACUUUGAUGACCUCGAAUAUGGAUUUAAAGAAGAAGAUAAAGCUUCUCUGAAAAAGCACAAUGAGGCUAUCUUGGCGAAACUGGUCGAGCAUUGCAAAAAUGGCAUGUUUGCAACAAUGGCCGAAGCUCUGGCUUCUCUGGCCAACCCGACGGUCAAGUCUACAAGGCCCUUCAAGGUGUAUGAUGGACGCCUCGGCCUUGGUGACUUCGAAAAGUAUCCUGAAAGUGCGUUGUACAUUGAUGUGCAACGAUACUUUAGAACAAAACAGGCGAAAGCUCCCUCGGCCAGUAGCUAUGUUCCCAAGGCUGCCGCGAACGGGGAAGCAAGUGUGCAGUCAUCUCACACCCUUGAGGAUACCGAGAUGACAGAUGCCCCUGAGCUCUCCGCGGUCAAGACUACCCGAACAUACCACGUCAACAGUGCCGCAGGUGUUGAUGGAACCAUAAAUGUCGAUCGAGGAGAACUGGCUAAAGGAUACUAUUACGGCAGUAGUGCCGUACCAUUUGGGGAAGACGAAGCAGACAUCACCAAAUUCGACAGCCAAGCAGGGUUUUCUAUUAUCGGUUUCGUGCCAAAAGACAAGUAUGAGAGGUACCUCAACAUGGGUGAAAGCUGCAUUACCAUUGCUCAGACAGUCAACGACAAGGCACGAAUGGCUAUGUCCUCGCUUGUGCAUGCCCUACACGAGCUGGAUUCAUAUGCCGUGGCUCGAAUUGUUGUAAAGGAGGGCAAAUCCCCUCAACUCCUUCUUCUGGCUCCAUCCAUUGAGUCCGAACUAGAAUGCCUCGUUGAUGUUCCACUGCCAUUUGCUGAGGAUAUCCGAGUAUAUCGCUUUCCUCCGCUGGAUAAGGUAAUAGGCUCGUCGGGCACCGUUAUCACCAAGCACAGGUAUCUCCCUUCGGAUGACUUGGUCACAGCUAUGAGCGAUUAUGUGGACAGCAUGGACCUCAGCACUCUUGGAAAGGAUGACGAUGGAAAUCCCACUGAGUUCAUGACCAUUGAAGAAACAUUCUCUCCGACCGUCCAUCGUGUGAAUCAAGCAAUUCGGCAGCGAGCAAUCCAUCCAGACGGGGAGGUUGGUGAGCCAGCCCCUGUAUUAACCAAAUGGUCGAAGCCACCAGCUGAACUUAUCGCGAAUGCUGAGCCUCAACUAGAAGCUCUUUUGAAGAUUUCUGGAGUGACAAAAGUACCAGAGAAGGCUAAGGGAAAACGAGGACGAGAGGUUAUUACGCCAAUGUCCGGUCUGGACGUCAAUGCGCUUCUCAAUACCCGCAGAAAGAAGAACGAUAUUUCGCAUGAAAAUGCAAUCCCGGAGUUCAAGCAGCUGAUGCAAGUGACCGAAAAGGAUGAAGAUAUCUUCAAGGCCGUAGGUCAAAUGGGAAAUGCAGUGCGGCAGUCCUUCAAAAACACCAAAGGCGAUGUCAACCAUGCUAUCAUAUUCUCACAAAUCAAGGCCGUGAGAGACGAGAUGAUCGACAUAGACAUGCCAGAGAUUUACAAUGACUUCAUCGGGGAUCUGAAGACCCGCAUAUUCCAGAAGAAGGAAUUCGGAGAUCAAAGGAACUUUUGGGCGGAUUUCAAGUUUCAAAAUCUUGGUCUAAUUCGAGGGUCCCGAAGUGCUGGAGUAACUGAGGAGGAGGCAGCCGAGUUCUUGAAAUUUGGAUGAACCAUAUCACUCUUCUCAGCAAGCAUGUGUAGAUUAUGUACAGAUAGCUAGUGAGAGUGUUGGUGUUUGGGGUCUGAUACCAAGGAAAAGUCGAUUAUUGUCUUGUGCGCCAUAAUGAAUUGAGUCUGGAACCUUAUAAUUACGCUUUGCAGUUUCGAUGAUUGAUGCUAGCCACAAAUCCUUGG
Messenger RNA from Cadophora gregata, 2544 nucleotides. It is a transcript of the gene KU80, whose product is annotated as ATP-dependent DNA helicase II subunit 2. Gene Ontology annotation, molecular function: telomeric repeat DNA binding; double-stranded DNA binding; damaged DNA binding. The record is from RefSeq and is a predicted model, not a curated record. NCBI's taxonomy places the organism in Eukaryota, Fungi, Ascomycota, Leotiomycetes, Helotiales, Ploettnerulaceae. Gene Ontology annotation, biological process: cellular response to gamma radiation; cellular response to X-ray; double-strand break repair via nonhomologous end joining. Gene Ontology annotation, cellular component: Ku70:Ku80 complex; nucleus. The transcript is spliced from 8 exons. Bases 182 to 2359 code for a protein of 725 amino acids.